AGAAGUGGGGGUGUUUACAUUCCCCCAUUUAAGCUAGCUCAAAUGAUGAAAGAUGUGGAAGAAAAGAGCAGUGUGGAAUACCAGCACAUGACAUGGGAUGCCCUUCAGAAGAGUAUCAAUGGGUUAGUAAACAAGGUAAAUGCAUCUAACAUCAAGAAUAUCAUUCCAGAGUUGUUUGCAGAGAAUCUCAUUCGUGGGAGGGGUCUAUUUUGUAGGUCUUGUAUGAAAUCCCAAAUGGCAUCCCCUGGAUUUACAGAUGUUUUUGCUGUGUUGGUUGCUGUGGUAAAUACAAAAUUUCCUAAAGUUGGCAAUCUACUUUUGCGAAGAAUUAUUUUGCAGCUUAAGAGGGCAUACAAAUGCAAUGACAAGCACAUGUUGAUAGCAGCAGCCAAAUUCAUAGCUCAUUUAGUGAAUCAACAAGUUGCACAUGAGAUCAUUGCCUUGGAACUUCUCACCCUUUUACUAGAGAACCCCACAGAUGACAGUGUAGAAGUUGUUGUUGGGUUCAUGAAAGAAUGUGGUUCUUUGUUGCAAGACCUUUCACCCAAAGGUCUCUAUGGGAUUUUUGAAAGAUUUAAAGGUGUUCUCCAUGAGGGGGAAAUUGACAAACGAGUACAAUUUUUAAUUGAAGGCCUUUUUGCAAUUCACAAAGCUAAGUUCGAGGAUCAUCCAGUUGUGCAUCCAAAAUUGGACCUUGUAGAGCAAGAAGAUCAGUUAACACAUGAAGUUUUCCUAGAAGAUGAACUUGAUCAAGAAGCUGGUUUGGAUGUUUUCAAGCCAGAUCAUGAUUUCUUAGAGAAUGAGGCAACCUAUGAAAAACUGAAGAAAGAUAUCCUUGGAGAUGCUUCUUCAGAUGAAGCAGAAGGGGAGAAUGAUUCAGGUGAUGAUUCAGAUGAUGAUGAUGAUGAUGAAGAGGAAGGUGAGGAAGCACUGAGAAUACAAGAUGAGACAGAGACAAACUUGGUGAAUUUAAGAGGUACAAUUUAUUUGACAAUCAUGUCAAGUGUUGAUUUUGAGGAAGCUGGUCAUAAGCUACUAAAGAUCAAGCUUGAACCUGGUCAACAGAUGGAAUUAUGCAUCAUGUUGUUAGAAUGCUGUAGUGAAGAGAGAACAUACCUUCGUUAUUAUGGUCUUCUUGGGCAAAGAUUUUGUAUGAUCAAUAAAAUUUAUCAGGAAUUUUUUGAUAAGUGUUUUGUACAACAGUAUUCUAUGAUGCACAAACUGGAAACAAAUAAACUACGUAAUGUUGCAAAGUUUUUUGCGCACUUACUUGGCACAGAUGCUCUUCCAUGGCAUUGUCUUGCUUAUAUACGUUUGACAGAGGAUGAUACUACUUCCUCUUCCCGUAUUUUUAUAAAGAUUCUCUACCAGGAGCUGGCAAAGCAGCUUGGUAUAUUGUUGCUUAAUGAAAGGUUGAACGAUCCAACAAUGCAGGAGUCUUUUGAUUCAAUUUUUCCAAAGGACAAUCCCAAAAAUUCACAGUUUGCUAUCAAUUUAUUUACUUCUAUUGGUCUUGGUGGUAUCACUGAGAGUUUACGUGAGUAUUUGAAGAAUAUGCCAAGGCUUAUAAUGCAGCAGCAAAAGUCUAUUCCUGAGUCAGAUGAAUCUACCUCUAAUGACAAUUCUUCUAGUUCAUCUGGUUCGUCAAAUCCUGAUACAUCAUACUCAGAUUCUAAGAGUGAAACUGACAGUGAGAGUAGUAAGGAGACACCAAGAAAGAAAAAUAAUUCAAAGCAUGACAAUGAGUAUGAAAAAACAAGAAGAAAGAAAAGGGCGAGGGCAUCUGACUCA
This is a messenger RNA of Cryptomeria japonica (Japanese cedar), 1791 nucleotides long. RefSeq lists its product as uncharacterized. Gene Ontology annotation, biological process: mRNA splicing, via spliceosome. Lineage: Eukaryota; Viridiplantae; Streptophyta; Pinopsida; Cupressales; Cupressaceae. The transcript has a single exon. The record is from RefSeq and is a predicted model, not a curated record. Gene Ontology annotation, molecular function: protein binding; RNA binding. Gene Ontology annotation, cellular component: catalytic step 2 spliceosome. The annotation marks the transcript as partial.